Molecule: messenger RNA, 2439 nt
Organism: Vespa mandarinia (Asian giant hornet)
Lineage: Eukaryota; Metazoa; Arthropoda; Insecta; Hymenoptera; Vespidae
Gene: moody
Product: G-protein coupled receptor moody
Biological process (GO): G protein-coupled receptor signaling pathway
Cellular component (GO): membrane
Molecular function (GO): G protein-coupled receptor activity
Source: RefSeq, a predicted model, not a curated record
AACUUUCGAAACGCGACUUUCUUGGAGUUUGUGAUCUUGAAGGACCAAUGCUAAGAAUGGGACAAAAAAGAAACAGGCGAGGGAUAGACGGGCGAAGUGGACGAACGGGAUGAACAAUUCGUGAGAAUGCAUGGGAGAAAAAAAGGGAUCUCAAUGGGUGAAACGAUGUCGUGAAAGAUCAUUGUUACGAAUAUAUACAAAUCUUUUGUCUCUUAUUUAAUAUAGUUUCAAGGAUUUUAGUAUAACUGACAAAAGCACGGAAUACUUUAUGUUCUUUUCACAUUUACGUAGCACGUGGGGUUUUGUUGUAGGUGAAUAUAUCGUAUCUAACGCGUUUCUAACCCGUCAAUGUUUUAAUCUUAUUAGAAUGAUUGAUACUUAUACGUGGCAGCAGGUGUCACACAUGAAAAUAACUCUGUUCGAUAGAGGCGAGUAAUACAAACGAUUAUCGCGUCUCGCGCGUACGAUAGGAAGAAACAACACGAGCAAUACCGCUGCACUCUGAGGUACUUUCACCGUGAGUCAAGUUGACUCAUUCAUUGCCAUUCGCCGCGUGAUUAACUCGGAAAUCAUUUAGUGACGUCAGAUUGUGAAUUCCAUGGAACGCAAACGUGACGUCCAUCCUAUUUCCUUGUGGUCUGUCACGGGCCCUCAUGGAUUCUCGGUGGAUUUGUGAUUUCGUCACAUGCGAUUGCGAAACGUGGCCAAUCAAAGAACCCUUUGGUUCCGAUAGAAUAAAGAUGGAAUCAUUAAAUCAAAAUUUUCGUGGCUUUGACACGAAUUCGAUGGCCACGUGGCCGUCACACAUGACGGACAAUACUACUCAUGGUAAUAUCAUUGACGGUGAGCUUUCAAGAUUUCCGAGGCCAUUAAGGACAUUUGCCGCGAUCGUGGCCAUACUAAUUAUGAUAACAGGCCUAGCCGGUAAUCUUCUUACCAUCGUUGCCCUUUGCAAAUAUCCAAAAGUUCGUAACGUUGCAGCAGCGUUCAUAAUAAGCCUUUGCGUGGCAGAUUUCGUGUUUUGUUCGUUAGUGUUACCCUUCGACUCUAUCAGAUUCGUCGAUGCAAGUUGGGCGGACAUUAGAUCCUUGUGCGUCCUCGUACCGUUCUUGAGGUACGGAAACGUUGGAGUCAGUCUUUUGUCCGUAGCAGCUAUCACCAUUAACAGAUACAUCAUGAUAGCCCAUCACGGAAUAUAUAGUAAGAUUUAUAAAAAGCACUGGAUCGCUGCGAUGAUUAUUUUCUGCUGGCUGUUCGCCUACGCGAUGCAGGUACCAACGUUGUUAGGCGUUUGGGGAAAAUUUGAUUACGAUAUGUAUCUAGAAACAUGCUCGAUAGUCAAAGACGAUCAUGGUCAUACUUCUAAGAGAUUUUUGUUCGCUACGGGUUUCGUGAUACCCUGCGUAGUUAUCGUCGGGUGUUAUGCAAAAAUAUUCUGGGUCGUUCACAGCUCCGAGUCGAGGAUGCGAAAACACGCAACACCAACGAUAAAGUCACCGCACACACCUGGUAGAGAUACCAGAGAGAUCAAACAAAGACGUAGCGAAUGGAGAAUUACGAAGAUGGUACUCGCUAUCUUCCUUAGCUUUCUAGUCUGUUAUCUACCAAUCACUAUAGUAAAGAUGGUCGACGUUAAUGUAAAAUAUCCAGGCUUCCACGUUCUUGGGUAUCUUCUUCUAUACUUCGCUUCCUGCGUGAACCCGAUAAUCUACGUUAUCAUGAAUAAGCAAUACAGACAAGCAUACGCUGGCGUGAUUGGCUGUUCGCGGAUAAGGGCGAGUCUCACACCUUUCGGGAGCAGUGCGCCUGGUCAGCACCACCAAGACUUCGGCCAAGGUAACUUCGAGCACCGUCGCGUGGUAACGCUCUCCAAGCUCUGACCGAACACGAGCUAAGCGACCACUCGCUCACUUCAUUACUCGAAGACUAUGGUAUCGACCGUCUCCAUUGCUAUGAAUCCCGUCAAAAAUAAUCAGUUGGAAGAGACACUAUAGGAGAUCGAUUUGAAGGAACCAAAAGGAUUUCUGAAGGAGUUAAAGAUCGAAGUCAAAAAACGAAGGAAAAAGGAAAAUGUUUGAGAAAAUGAAACGAAGCAAAGUUUUGAACAAGUCGAACCGUGGGUCGAACGUAAUCGUAAACAAUAGAAACUAAAUGUAAAUUAUUUGCCGACUGAAAAGGACGACGCGUCUCGUAGGAUUACAAAAUCGAGACCAAUAACGCGUAUUUAUAAUGUUAGUUCGAAAGCGAGCUUCGCGAUUCGCAAUACCAGUGAAUUGAACCAAAGUAAAACCACGUAAAGAUUAAGAAAUAAGUAAUACGCAUUUAUGUUUAUUCGCAUCGAUAGAUUGCGGGAGAGGGGGGAGGGGGCAAUAAUAAUUUAAUAAUAAUAAAAGGGCUAGUCGAAAAUCGUUUAGGAAUAAAAUCCAAUUUGUAAAUAUA